AUGGCAGCGUCUUAUGCAAACACUGAUUAUCAACAAAAUGAAUACAAUGCAGCUAAUUUGAAUAUCGAUGAUCAUCAUGCAUUGAUUCAACAGAUUGAUACAGAACUUAAAGAUCUUAAUAAUCAACAACAACUCGAUAAAGAGAAAGAACAAAAAUUAAAGAGAGAGAUUAAUGAAUUGAAACAACAAGCUCAAAAAUGCGAAAAUGAAAUAAAAAAAUUUGAGGAAGAAGUAAAGCGUAUGACCGCUGAAAUAGAACGAUUGGAACAAGAAUUAAAUGCAAUAAAAGAUGAACAGCAACGUUUACAAAAUGAAAUUCAACUGAAAGAACAAGAUCGAGAUCGUUUAGAACAAAAAUUUCGAAUAGAAGAACAACGUCUCGAGCAAUUAAAAGAUCAACUUCAAAAAUUAGACGAUGAAAAACAACGACUUGAAGAACAACGUGUACAUCUGGAAGAAUUACGUCAACAAAUUGAACGACAAAUAGAAGAAAUCAAUCGUCAAAUACAACAAAUAGAACAUCAAAUGCAAGAACUUCAAGCUCGUAUUGAACGUUUGCAAGAAGAAAUCCGACCACUACAGCUAGAAAUUCAACGUAUCGAAAGACAACUCCAAGAUUUAGCAAUUCAAUUGGCAAGAAUAGAGCAAAAACUCGAAGAAACCGAACGAAAAAUUCAAGAAUGUCAACAAAAGAUGGAUGAAAUUAAUGAAAAAAUCAAUAAAAUCGAAGAUAUGAUUAAACGAAUCGAGCAAGUUAUAGAGAUGAAACGUAAUAGAAAACAAGAAUUUGUGACAUACAGACGCGAAUUACAAAGGAAUCUAAUGGAAGCUAAAUCCAAGGCUGCACAAAUCCAAAAGGAAGUCGCAUUACUACAACAGCAAAUUAUCCAAGGAAGAGAACAAAUCAAUCAACUCAAACGCAAUUUAGAAACUUUAAAACAAACUAUUCAAAUACUUGAAAAUCAAAUGAGAUCAUUGGAAAAAGAAUUCAAACUUUUAGAAAGCAAGAUUAAAGAAAAAGAAGGCGAACUCAAAUCAUUGAAAGAUGACUUGAAAAAGGUCGAUGAACAACUUCAAGGAAAAAACAAUGAUCUCGCAAAAGUCGAAAAUGAAAAAAAACAAACCGAAAACCGAAUAAACACUCUAGAUAGAGAAAUUAAAGACUUGAAUGAACAACUAAACAAAUUGACAAAGGAGCGAAGCGAUUGUGAAAAGCAAUUAGAAAAAGAAAAGAAUACAUUGAAGGAAUAUGAAAAAGAACUGAAAACCGAAGAAGCGAAACAACGUCAAGCUGAACAAGAAGUUAGAAAUCAAGAACAAGUGGUACGAACAGCUGAAGCAAAGCUCAGACAAUGUGAAUUAGAAGAAAAGGCUGCUAAAGCCGCGGAGGCACAAGCUAAAAUCGACGUACAAAUGGCACAGGCCGCAUUAGCUGAAGCUGAAGCGGAACUACUAAUUGCUGAGGCAGAAUUAGCUACAGCCAUGGCUGCAAGUGUUGUUGUACCAGCAGCUGUAGCUGCAGCGAAGGCUCAUUUGACCGCAUGCAAAACAAGAGUAGCUGUAAACAAAACAACUUUAACCACGUGUAAAACAGCACUAAAAGCAUGUACUGAAAAACGUAGAAUUGCAGAAAAUAACCGAACCCAAGCAAAUAAUGAACUGACAAAUGCACGACAAACAUUGAAGACUAAAAAUGAUCAACUCAAACAACAAAAAGAUAAAGUUGAGCAAACGAAGGACAAAAUUGAACAACAAAAGAAAACUAUACAAGCCACUGAAAAAAAACUCGAUGAUAAAAGAAAAGAAUGUAAAAAGGUUGAAACAGGAUUGAAAGCAAAAGAAAAAACAUUGGCAAACGAAAAACGAAAUCUUGAAAAACAAAAUCGUCAAAUUGAUAAAUUAAAAACGGAGGUAAAAAAACUGGAAGAUAAAAAAACUACAUUGACUAAUAAACAUAAUCAAGCAGAAAAUGAAUUGAAAGAUUUUCGUCAAAAAAAAGCAGAAAAUGAACAAAAAAAAACACAAAAAAAAAAUGAACUAACUAAAAAUCAAAAUGAAGAAAAAACGAAAAAGGAUGAAUUAAAAACAAAAGAAACAAAUCUGCAAAAACAAGAAAAAGAUUUACGUGAGAAAAAUCAACAAUUGAUGAAAGCACAAAAUGAAGUUCAAAAUAUAGAAGAGAAUAUUAAGAUGUGUGAUAAAUCAAUUCAAGAAUUAGAAGCUGAUAAACGUGAAGAAGAAGAAAAAAUGCGAACAGCACAACAAGAAAAAACGAAUUCUGAAAGGGAACUAUCAAAAUUAGAGAAACAAUUCGAAAAUUUUGAACAUGAACAACAACAAUGUGAAUCGGAAUUGAAACGUUUAAACGAUGAAUUACGAACUAAACGUCAAAUUUUAGAUGAUAAAGAAGUUCAAAUGUCAAAUUAUGAAUCACAGUUGAGACGUCGAGAAAACGAGUUAUCAUCGAAAAAACAGGAACGCUUAGAAGAACAACAACAACUUGAUGAUGUUAAAACACAAUUAACUCAAAAUCGACAACAAAUAAACAGUAUUGAAAGGAAAAUGGUCAGUGUUAACCGAGAAAUACAGCAACAAGAACAAGUUAAAUCAGAUGCUGAACGACGAUUACAUGAAUCAGAAUAUGAAAUCCGAAAUAAACAAACUGAACUUGAUCGUUGUCAAAAGAAUAUCAAUGAUAAACAACGAACAUAUGAUGGUAUUAAAAAUAAACAUGAGCAAAAAGUACAACAUAUUCAACAACAAACAGAUCUAAAAACUAGUAUCGAUGAAAAAAUCGACAAUGCAAAUAGAGAAUUUGUAAAUGUGCGUCGAAAUAUUGGUGAACGAGCUUUGGAUCUCAAUAAUAAAGGUCGACAAAUGAAAACAGCUCAAGAAGCAUUAUCAAAUUAUUCAAUGAAUACAAUCAAUUCGCAUCAACAACAUGUUAAUGAAAAUUUCGAGCACGACUAUUCGCCUGUACAUAUUAGUCAACAACAGUACAAUACAACGACACGUUAA
Molecule: messenger RNA, 3018 nt
Organism: Rotaria sp. Silwood2
Lineage: Eukaryota; Metazoa; Rotifera; Eurotatoria; Philodinida; Philodinidae
Source: the annotation of a GenBank genome assembly